AUGAGAUCUCAAGCUGCGCGUAUUGUCAUAAAGGCCCCUCUUCGGCAUCGCGCCUUCGUUCAGUCCGCAACCCUGCUCCGACCCCACUCCACCUCCGCCCGCAACACUCGUCCGACGGCGGGCUCCAAAGUACUCCGAGCAGCCCCAACAAUUCCAUUCUUUGGCGCCUUCUUCAGCUCAAACAAGCCAGACGAAACAAAAGAAAACAUGUCGUAUCCUGAUCAGCGAAGCGAGGCUGAAUGGAGGGCGGUUCUGAGUCCUGAACAGUUCAGAAUCCUUCGUGAGAAGGGAACAGAGCGUCCCGGGACCGGUGAAUAUGAUUCCCACUCUCCAUCAACGGGCGUAUAUAACUGCGCCGGUUGCAACGCUCCGCUGUACAAGGCCGAUCACAAAUUCAAGUCUGGCUGUGGCUGGCCAGCCUACUUUGACUCUAUUCCCGGUGCUGUAAAGAGACAUGUGGAUAACACUUUUGGUAUGAAGCGCACCGAGAUUACCUGCAGCAACUGUGGAGGCCAUCUCGGCCAUGUCUUCGAGGGUGAAGGGUAUCCGACCCCGACCGAUGAGCGUCACUGUGUGAACAGUGUCAGUCUGCGGUUCACAGAGGAUGAAGGUACCAGUGGCAAGUCCAAGGCGUAA
Penicillium longicatenatum is the source of this 636-nucleotide messenger RNA. Its product is annotated as peptide-methionine (R)-S-oxide reductase. The transcript has 2 exons. The record is from RefSeq and is a predicted model, not a curated record. Lineage: Eukaryota; Fungi; Ascomycota; Eurotiomycetes; Eurotiales; Aspergillaceae. Gene Ontology annotation, molecular function: peptide-methionine (R)-S-oxide reductase activity. Gene Ontology annotation, biological process: response to oxidative stress; protein repair. The coding region runs from base 1 to 636 and encodes 211 amino acids.